Messenger RNA from Linum trigynum, 4552 nucleotides. The record is from the annotation of a GenBank genome assembly. Lineage: Eukaryota; Viridiplantae; Streptophyta; Magnoliopsida; Malpighiales; Linaceae.
ACUAUUUCAAAUCCAUAAUGCAACAAAUUGAUCAUAAAUAAUAAAAAAAAAUUAAACUCAAUCCCCUUAUUUUCAAAUCUAACAAGAAAAGUAUGAACUCUUUCAAAUCCAUACAACAUUCCUCGAUUUUUUAUUCAAAGUUAUAAUAUAUGUAUUCGUAUUGGAAAAAAAAAACUAGAAAGUGGUUGGUUGGGGACAAUUAUCCCAUCUUCCAAGAUUUAGAAAGUGGUUGGUUUCUUAUUCCCCUGUCUUCUCAGCUCAGAGCAAUUCGAUUAUCAACCUUGAUUAUCGCCAUGUAAUCCCACAUUUGAGAUUCAUUGUGAUUAGAGCGACUCUCAGGAGGCUACUUAUGGCGUUAUUGUGUUCAAUAGCCAUGGUUUUGGUCGGAUCGAACGAGCUAAUUGAGCUUUGGGCUACUUUGAUUGGUGUGGUUGCAACUUGCAAGAGAGAUUUUGAGUUUACUGUUUUCGGGUCUAGAGGUUUCAGAUCCAUUGUUUGGGUUGGUUCAUUCUGUGUGUUGUGCUGCCCUUGUUGUAUAUGUGCAACACAGAUUGUUUCAACUGUGUGCUUUUGGGAUAUGUUCUUGAUUUUUUUUUUUUUUUUUGGUUUUCUUAUUGGUUUCUCCGCUAAUCGAUGAAAGCAAUCCCUUUGUAAAAAGAAAAAAACACUCUAAAUCCCGACCUCGCCACUACUGAGAAGUGCCGCAUAGAGACCCCAAAACCCUAGAAUUUAAAGUAAAUAAGGCUAAACAAACCGAGUGUCUUAAACUCUAGGAUAAGCUGAAUGACCUUGGGAUCAAGAGUAAACGUCCACCACUAGUUCUGUUUAUUAUAUGAUUUGAUUCCAACCACUAACAAUCUUGUAAUGUACAGUUAUAAGAGAUCCCCAAAAGAUAGGAAUAUAAGUUGAUUGAGUUGGAUAUUUGAUUAUGAAUGACUACUUGAUAAGUUAACAAUAAAUACCCUUACUUUUGUUUCCAUGGAAUCUUUCCCACUCCUACUAACCCGUCAAUUGAAUCCAUUCCGGUGAGAUUUCGUCAAAAUCGAAUCCUGGUAAGAACAGUCCUAAAACCAAACCCUCCGAACUAUAAACCCCAAUACUCGGAUCACAACUCUUCUUUCAGAUCACCAUUCUCUCCCACACAUCCCAUUUCCUUAUCCCCUGAAUGGACGCCACCACCGCCGGCGCCAUGGCCGACGUGGAACAACCCGUCGCCGGCGUCGAACCAGAUCCCUUGAAACCCAAGAAGCUAAUCACCCUCGUCCCUCUCAUCUUCCUAAUCUACUUCGAAGUCGCCGGUGGGCCCUACGGCGAGGAGCCGGCAGUCCAGGCCGCCGGCCCGUUCUACGCCCUCUUGGGCUUCCUCAUCUUCCCCUUCAUCUGGUCCAUUCCGGAAGCGCUCAUCACCGCCGAGCUCUCCACCGCCUUCCCCGGCAACGGCGGGUUCGUCCUCUGGGCCCAGCGGGCUUUCGGCCCAUUCUGCGGAUCCCUGAUGGGCUCGUGGAAAUUCCUCAGCGGCGUCAUCAACGUCGCCGCCUUCCCCGUCCUCUGCAUCGACUACGUUGUCAAGAUCUUCCCCGUCCUCCAGUCCGGCUGGCCCCGCAUCGUCGCCAUCAUCGCCGCGAUCCUCGUCCUCGCGUUCAUCAAUUACCUGGGCCUCAACAUCGUCGGGUAUGCCGCCGUCGCCCUGGGCCUGAUUUCGCUUUCCCCUUUUGUUCUGAUGUGCCUGAUCGCAAUUCCUAAAAUCCGGCCCAAGAGGUGGCUCUCAAUGGGCCAGCCCGGAGUUAAAAAAGAUUGGAAUCUCUUCUUCAACACCCUGUUCUGGAACUUGAAUUUCUGGGACAACAUCAGCACUCUCGCAGCAGAAGUUGAUAAGCCGGGGAAGACUUUCCCGGUUGCUCUGCCGGUCGCCGUUGCGCUGACGUGUUUAUCGUAUCUAAUCCCUCUUUUCGCCGUCAUCGGGGCCGUUGAUGUGCCCCAAUUGGAAUGGGGAUCUGGGUUCCACGCCACCGCCGCGGAGAUGAUCGCGGGGAAAUGGCUCAAGAUAUGGCUCGAAAUAGGCGCGGGAUUGUCCGCAAUCGGGCUGUACGAGGCCCAAUUGAGCAGCUGCGCGUACCAGAUCUUGGGGAUGGCGGAAUUGGGGAUCCUCCCCAAAUUCUUCGCCGCGAGAUCGAAAUGGUUCCACACGCCAUGGAUCGGGAUCGCUGUCCCCACGGCGCUGACGCUCGGGGUGUCUUUCUUGCAGUUCACGGACAUCAUCUCCUCCGCGAAUUUCAUCUAUAGCUUGAGCAUGCUGCUGGAGUUCGCGGCGUUCUUGUGGCUGAGGCGUAAGAUGCCCGAGCUGGAGCGGCCGUACAGGAUCCCGAUGAGGCUGCCGCUGCUGUGUGUAUUCUGCUUGAUUCCGUGCGUGUUCUUGUUCAUCUUGAUUGUGAUUGCUACCAAGACCGUGUUCAUGGUGAGCGGGCUGAUGACGGCGGGGUCGAUUCUGUGGUUUCUGAUGAUGGCGCUUUUCAGAAAGCACAAGUACUGCGUCUUCGCCGUCGAUGAAGGGCACCAGGAUCUCGUUCCGUUGCUUUCGCCUUUCAAUGGUUAGAAGUUAAGAAUUCCGAUCGUCUUAUUGUGAGUGGUAUCCUUAUAGAUGCUUGCUUGUUGACAUUUCGUUCAACAAGAUUCGUUGCAUCAAUGACAUUUAGUAUUAAAAUGUUGUCCAUAUCAUGACAUAGAAAGUUUUUCUUAUCGAUAAUUCGACUAGUGUACAUAUCUCUUUUUAUUAUAAUUAUUUUCAUACCUUUCAUUUCUAUUUAGAAUAUUGUUCAAAAGAAAUUACAUAAAACUUGUUUUCUCUGCUCAACAAAGCGAAGAAUAAUGAGAACAAAUAGAUAUUCCAAUUCAAAAUACUACUACAUUAAUUAGUUUCCUAACUGAACCCCAGAUUCUAGGGUUUUGUUGUAAAGUAGUGGAGGACGUGAGGUAGAAGGGCUCUUCAUGAUUCCGCCAGUAAUGGAUCAAGGCGUCUUAUGUGGGAUGGCAAAAUUACAACAAAAUACUUCUGUUUUGUUGCCCUCUCUUGCAAUGUUGUAGUGGAUUUAGGCGACAAAUUAGUCGAGCUACUCACAAGCAAUUUUAUCUUUGAUUCUCUAGUAACUAAGUUGAGUUUGAGCUCAAUAUUGUUCAACUCGUGAGACUCGCUAGCUAUUUAACUCGAUGACUUGUUGAAUUCAAAUUGCACGUUAGCUCAUGUUAAGCUGAUAAGUUGGUUUGAAGGUCUGACUGGUGAGUUCAUUUGUGAAUCGAUGUAUAACUUAUAAGUUGACUUGUUAAUGAUUAAUAAGUAUUUUUUCAAAUUGUAGUAUCACUUGAGUAGAGCCCAAUCUAAGUGCAAAGCCCAAUCAAUCACCGACGUUAGUUUUCCGUGGUGUGUUACAUAGGCUGUCCACAAAAAUUGGGACUUAUUCUAGAAAAAGCAUUGUUUUAAAAAAAUUCAAAAGUUGCACCCAACCCAAAAAAAAUUCAAAAAUAGCACCUAACCCAAAAAAAUUCGAAAAAUAGCACCCUUUGACUGCCACCCGGGGGCGCGGUUUUCGACGAAAACCGUACUGAGAGGGGGCAGUUUUGCUGACCGCGUGGGGUCGGGGCAGUUUGGUUGAAAACAGCACCCCCACCUGGCAGUUUGUAUUAUAUAUUUUUUUCCAAAUAAAUAUUAUAAGUGGUCUUCGCACAACUGGUUUAGUUGUUUAUUGUGAGUAAGUAGUCCCAAGCUCGAAUCCCCAUCAUCCUUAAGUUUUUUUUAUUUAGUAGUGAUUAAAAAAAGCCCCAUGCUAUGGGGAUGGUGGUUCGAACUCAGAUAUAAUAAAUAAUUAACUAAAAUUAGCACAAUAUCUACACCACCAAACUAUAACUCUUCUUUUAAAAUAAUAAUAAUAAUAAUAAUAAUAAUAUAUUGACAAAGUUUUAUUCCUUGAACGCUAAAAAUUACUCAAUAUCUUUGAACAAGCAUAACUUUGUGAUCCAAAAUCCGAACGUUAUGAAUUUUUUUUCCAUUUUGCAUAACUUUUUAAGGACUAUAAUUUUUACUAGGAAUGAAUUUUCAAAACAGGAAUUAUUUUUUGAUAUACCGGGUUUUGGGAAUAACCUACCUUCCCAUUUUACAAAUUCACGUACAUUUCAAAAUUAUGUCUAUGAUAAAAGUUAUGGUUGUCCAAAGUUUGACGAAAUCGGAAAAAACUAUGCGAAAUGAAAAAAGAAUUCAUGACAUUCGGAUUUUGGAGCACACAAUUAUGGUUGUCCAAAGUUUGACGAAAUCGGAAAAAAGCUCGUUCGGGGUAGCAAACAACAGUUAUGGCUAUCUAAAGUUAGAGGAAAUCGGAAAAAAGCUCAUUCGAAACACAAAGUUAUGGCUGUCAAUAUAUUAUUGUUCCAAAAGAAGAGUUGUAGUUUGGUGCUGUAGAUGACGUGCUAAAUUUAGUUAACUAUUUAUUAUAUCUGGGUUCGAAGCACCAUUCCCACAUAUGUGCUUUUUUUAAUCUCUACUAAAUAAAAAGAUUAAACAUGG